Trypanosoma theileri is the source of this 591-nucleotide messenger RNA. RefSeq names its product putative protein kinase. The coding region runs from base 1 to 591 and encodes 196 amino acids. The transcript has a single exon. Lineage: Eukaryota; Euglenozoa; Kinetoplastea; Trypanosomatida; Trypanosomatidae. The record is from RefSeq and is a predicted model, not a curated record.
AUGGAUGCUGACAGUGACGUUAACACACUACCAACUCAUCUGCUUCUCGUGCACAUUGAGCGUUGUGAGCGACUGCUGAGCCACCCGCUGUUACUGAGCCGUUUGCCAGAUGGUGGGGAAAGCAUCCGUGCGCGCCACACUCUUUUUGUUGCAGAGAGAAAACGACGUGAGGCGAAUGGUGAUGCUGCAAUAGUCGCAAAGUCUGUUGAUGCUGUUGUUCCGCACUGCAAAGAGAAAGGGGUCUCAUCAACAGAUGACCUACUGAAAGGAAUGGAUAUGAACCCUCGGGAGACAAAUAUUUCGUGUAGACAGUUUGACAGCAAGAAUAUUCUUGACAGAAAUACGGAAGAGUCAUACAAAGAGGCAGUGCAGGCGAUGACUGAAAAAUACAGACACUAUAGAAUCCCUGUGGAAGCGAUUGUGCGUCGUACAUUUGGGGGGUCACUUUCUGAGACUGAAAUUCAGCGAAUUCUUGAUGAUGUGCCACCAAACUACUUUUUGACACAUGAUGAGACAAUGUCUUUGCAGCGGAAACUUCUCAAGGAGGAACGUCUUGAUGCACUAGAGAUGUUGCGACGUCAGCAAGAGUAA